AUGGGUUGGGAGAAUUCCAACGUUCCGAGGAAGCCCGUGCCUUCUUCUUUCCAAGUGAGAGAUGCUGAUGGUCCAGUCGAAUUGAUAUCCGGUCCACCACCAGGCUACUACUCUUCCGAACGGCAGCUGCCACAUCCGCCCCGACAAAAUAAUAUGGCUUACGAACCAGCUCAACCCUGGUAUAAACCGAAGUACUGGCGGAAAAGAACCUGGGCUAUCGUCGUGGCGAUCCUAGCUAUCAUCAUCGUUAUCGUCGUAGUCGUCCCGGUCGAGGUCACCAAGGCUAAUCGAUACCCGGACUACACACCACUCAAUUAUUCCUUAUCAGAGCAAUACACUGGGACGAAUUUCUUCGACAAUUUCAAUUAUUUCACCGGAUACGAUCCCGCUCAGGGUUUCGUUCACUAUGUUCCGAAAGAGCAAGCUACAUCGUUGAACCUCACAUAUGCGACCACCGAUUCGGCAGUAUUGAAGGUCGACACCAGUGUUGGUCCUAGUUCUAGCCCUGAUGCCUCGACUGGGCGCUUUUCAGUGCGCGUUGAAUCCAAGGCGCAAUAUGACAAUGGUCUCUUCAUUUUCGACGUGAAGCACACACCCUUCGGAUGUGGAACAUGGCCGGCGUUGUGGCUUGUCGAUCCCAACAAUUGGCCGGAUAACGGAGAAAUCGACGUCAUGGAAGCUGUGAAUAAAGCUACAGAUGGCAAUCAAAUGACGCUCCACACAACAGACCAAUGCAAAAUGAACGUGAAGCGCAUCAUGAGCGGUUCAACAAUUUCAAAAGAUUGUUACAAUGCCACCGACGACAAUGCUGGGUGCGGAGUUAGAGGCUCUGGCGAUAGCUACGGUAGUUCCUACAACGAUGCGCAGGGCGGUGUUACGGCGGUCGAAUGGCGAAACGAAGGAAUUCGAAUCUGGCAGUUCGGAAGGAAUGGUAUCCCCGCGGAUAUCACGGCUCAGAACCCGGAUCCAAGUACAUGGGGCUCAGCCACCGCUGACUUCCCGAACACGGACUGCGAUAUCAGUUCUCAUUUCCGAAACCAAAGCAUUAUUGUCAAUAUCGAUCUCUGCGGACAAUAUGCUGGUAAUGUUUACGCGCAAAGUGGCUGCCCGAGUAAUUGUACCGAUUAUGUCGCCAAUAACCCGACUGCCUUCACCAAUGCGUUCUGGGAAUUCGGAGCAUUCGAUAUUUACAAGGCUUCCUAA
This is a messenger RNA of Hypoxylon trugodes, 1203 nucleotides long. RefSeq names its product glycoside hydrolase family 16 protein. The transcript has 4 exons. The record is from RefSeq and is a predicted model, not a curated record. NCBI's taxonomy places the organism in Eukaryota, Fungi, Ascomycota, Sordariomycetes, Xylariales, Hypoxylaceae. Gene Ontology annotation, molecular function: hydrolase activity, hydrolyzing O-glycosyl compounds. Gene Ontology annotation, biological process: glucan catabolic process. The coding region runs from base 1 to 1203 and encodes 400 amino acids.